Messenger RNA from Eurytemora carolleeae, 750 nucleotides. RefSeq lists its product as uncharacterized. The transcript is spliced from 4 exons. Gene Ontology annotation, molecular function: guanyl-nucleotide exchange factor activity. The coding region runs from base 240 to 731 and encodes 163 amino acids. Gene Ontology annotation, biological process: positive regulation of GTPase activity. Gene Ontology annotation, cellular component: cytosol. NCBI's taxonomy places the organism in Eukaryota, Metazoa, Arthropoda, Copepoda, Calanoida, Temoridae. The record is from RefSeq and is a predicted model, not a curated record.
GGCGCAACUGUGGCACAUUAAGCCGAAUAAUGUGGCGCAACUAAAAUCUGGACAAGUAAACUAUCUAUCUAUCUUGGCUUGCUCGACCGCGCUAGACAAGAGCCUCUGUGCCGUGAGUAAUCAAACCAAAUUAAUUCUCAAACUGAAGCUGAACAGUUUCUAAAUUUCUAAAACGUUUGACCGUUUUUUUGUUAGUGAAUUUUACACCUUUAAACGUUCCACUGUUGAGAAGGGGUGAAAUGAAAGAGUCAGAAUUUAAAGAAUUGGAUUUAAAGAAUCCUAAGUCUCUGAAAACCCUCGCUGAUUACGCUAGAGAUGAGACAGCGCGGAAACUCAUAUUGUCCUCAAAUAUCUUGUCUACAGCUGAUUGGUCGACCAACCCUUGUUCCAACUCUUUAGUCGAACUUUGUCGACUUUUUGGAAAUCUGUGUUUCAACAGCCCAGCUGGUCGCCAACUAGUAGAUCAAACCAAUCUUCUGUCGACGAUAUUUAAUGCAGUGGAGCAACAAAAUUUAAAAAUGACAGAAAGUCGUCUUUUCGCAGUUGUUCCUGGUUUAUUACAGAACUAUUGUAUUGAUAAUCCAUCGAAGAAUAUCUCCAGUAUUCAGCCUCUACUUGACCAGCUCGCUACACAGCUACUCCUUGUACAGGAUUUGGAGAUGAUCAAACCAUUUCAAGAUUUUCUAUUUGCUGUUCUAGGUAAAUAUAUAAAUAGAAAUAUAACAAAUUAGUUGAACACAUCAAACUCAG